ACAUAAAAAUAUUAAAUUAUAAAUCAAAUAGGUAAUCAAUUAUUUGAAUUGGGUCCAAUAAUCGUGUAAUCUACAGCAGUAAAACAUACUAAUAUUGUGUAUGAAUUGGUAAUCUGAACAUAGGCAUGUAGAUUACAAAUAGUUUUCAAUAUUUUGAUUAGUAAAGAGUUACGACUGUCUUGUGAAUGAGUAGCAAACACAAGAAACAACAUUUAUUUUAUUAGGUAUUUGUUAUUUAUCUCAAAUGGCCGUGUACAAAAAAACUGAUAAAAUAAUCAGGAGCAGGUGAUUAAAUUAUAAAAUAUAGGACAAAUUAACGCUGUACCUACAACGAAUACUUACCACCUACAUUCUAGAUGAAAUUACUACUGGUUUUGGGUACCAAGUGCACCGUGCACUGUGUAUGUUAUAACUUAUAACUUAUUUUAUCUAUAAUAACGAGUGUUCAAAGGAAGUUCCUCAUUUGAUAAUGAUUGACGGUGUUGAUGAAGGUGAAUUAAAUAGUGUUGUGUGUUAUUCUGUAGGUACUCGAUGCCUUUAUAGAUUUCUAGCUUGGCAAAUGGUGGCGGAUUUAAAAAUAAAACUCGCGGACAAUUGUUAUUUGCUGGGUAAAAGUAAAGUUUUUUUUUUCUUUUCGUAUUGUCGAGGAUCGGGGAGAGAACCACGAUUUGCAUUACAGCUCCCCGGAAAAGUAUAGAUUUUAAAAAGACUAUUACGUCAUUUAAGGGUUAUCUUUAAUUUUAGAAGACAAUAUACUGAUUAUUAUGCUCAUAGUUAAAAUAUAUUAUUUUUAAUUACUAGGCAUUUAAUAUUAAGUAUACAUUCAGUGUAAAACUAACUGUUGGCACGCGUGUUAUGAUUUGCAAGACUAUUAGUUUAGUUUAUCAUUUUACAAUAUUCAAUAAGUCACAAGUAAAAACGUUUAUUACUGAAUUAGUGAUUAUAGUUUAUUUCAUCAUACAACGUUGAACGUUUAAAGGGUGUCAGUAUAACAUUAUGACAAUAUUCAUUAAGCUAUCCAUUAUUACAUUUUAUUUUGGUGUUACUGCAUUGUAUUUAAAACAAGUAGAAGGUGGAAACAUUUUGGCUAUUUCGACGAUAGGUGGAAAGAGCCAUUGGAAUUUUAUGGAAGGAAUAAUUCGUGCAUUAACUGAACACGGCCAUCAAGUAACAGUUUUGACACCAUUCCCAAAUGGUGACAGAGAAAAUUACACAGAGAUAGAUGUAUCUAAUGAAACUUUCUCAAUGUUACGCCGAAACAAUUGUAAGAUAUUAUAUGAAAAUAAUUUCAUUAAGAGGAUAUUAACCGACUACAAAUCAAAUUUUGAUGUCAUCUUUAUAGAGUUAAUGGCAUCGGAAUGCGCUUCAUAUUUAUCUGCAAAACUGGACAUACCAUUAAUAUACAUCACACCACCUCCUUUAAUAUCAUACAUGGAACGUUCUGUCUUAGGACAUUAUCCAAACCCAGCAGUUGUAUCACAUGUAUUGGCUGAUCACAGCGUUCCAAGAACAAUGAUUGAACGAUUUACAAACACUAUGUUGUUGUUUUCUACAACAUUUUUGAUUCAGUACAAAGGUUGGUUGGCAAGAAUAGUAGAUAAAGAGUCUUUUGAUCUGAUCGAACCCGUUAAACCCUCCAUAAUAUUUAGUAAUGCACAUUUUAUUACCGAUGCCGCAAGACCUAUUCCACCAAGUGUCAUUCAAGUUGGUGGUAUACAUCUCAGUCCACCAAAAAAAAUACCUGACGAUAUUUUAGAAUUCAUCGAAAGUUCGCCACACGGAGUCAUUGUUUUUACAUUAGGUUCUGUAGUGGCAGUAUCUUCGAUACCGGAAACUAUUAGAAACAAUAUUAUAAAAGUAUUAAGUCAAGUUCCUCAGAGAGUGUUGUUAAAAUAUGAAGAUGAAAUGAUUGAUAAACCAGAGAAUAUCAUGAUAAAGAAAUGGUUUCCUCAACGAGAUAUACUUAUGCAUCCUAAUAUAAAAUUAUUUAUAAGUCAUGGAGGAAUAUCUGGGGUGUAUGAGGCUGUGGAUGCUGGUGUUCCGGUUCUUGGAUUUCCCGUGUUUUUUGACCAAUCAAGAAAUUUAGAAAAUUUAGUAGACGCAGGGAUGGCAAUUUUAAUGAACCUUGAUUCUGUGACUGAGGAUAUAUUUAUGAAAGCUAUUUUAGAGCUCGUUAACAAUAAAAAGUACAUGCAAAAUGCUAAAAUCGCUUCUGAUCGUUUUAAAGACCGUCCAUCGACACCGUCAACAACCAUUGAUUAUUGGACGAGAUACGUUAUUCGUCAUAAAGGCGCACCUCACUUAAAAUCUCAAGCACUUAAUUUGAAAUGGUAUCAAUAUUUUUUACUGGACGUCAUUGCCGUUGUCAUAUCAGUUGUUCUAUUAGUUUUUUACAUUAUAUAUAAAACAUUUAAAUGUAUAAAAAAAACGAUAUUUAAGUCAUCGAUAAAAUCAAAAUCAAAAUCUGAGUAAACUUUUGUUUAAAAAUAUUUUUGUUAUAACGAAUAAAAACAAUGCAUGUAUACAUUA
This is a messenger RNA of Metopolophium dirhodum (rose-grain aphid), 2529 nucleotides long. Its product is annotated as UDP-glucosyltransferase 2-like. Gene Ontology annotation, molecular function: UDP-glycosyltransferase activity. NCBI's taxonomy places the organism in Eukaryota, Metazoa, Arthropoda, Insecta, Hemiptera, Aphididae. The record is from RefSeq and is a predicted model, not a curated record. The transcript is spliced from 6 exons. Bases 997 to 2472 code for a protein of 491 amino acids.